This is a messenger RNA of Diachasma alloeum, 2196 nucleotides long. It is a transcript of the gene Gclc, whose product is annotated as glutamate--cysteine ligase catalytic subunit. Gene Ontology annotation, cellular component: glutamate-cysteine ligase complex. The transcript has 10 exons. Gene Ontology annotation, molecular function: glutamate-cysteine ligase activity. The record is from RefSeq and is a predicted model, not a curated record. The coding region runs from base 87 to 1988 and encodes 633 amino acids. Lineage: Eukaryota; Metazoa; Arthropoda; Insecta; Hymenoptera; Braconidae. Gene Ontology annotation, biological process: glutathione biosynthetic process.
GUUGGGUCGUGUCGGCUGGCUGGAGUACAUAAGUGUGCAUCGUGGAGGCGGUUAGUCAGUCACAGUCAGUGAGAACAAAGAAGAGAAUGGGGCUAUUGACGGAGGGUAGUCCACUCAGUUGGGAAGAGACGAAAAAACUCUCAGACCAUGUGAGAAAACAUGGAGUGAUACAAUUUAUAAAUUUGUAUAAAAGACUCAGAGACAGGCAGGGAGAUGUGCUUAAGUGGGGCGAUGAGGUUGAAUACAUUUUGGUAAAGUUCGAUGACGAGAAGAAAACGGCCAAAGUAAGCCUCCGGGCCGCGGAAAUUCUAACUGCGCUUAAUGAAAAAGAACAGAAAGAUCCCAAUGGAGUCAAGUCUCUGUGGAGGCCAGAAUAUGGAGCAUACAUGAUCGAGGGAACACCAGGAAAACCGUAUGGCGGUUUGUUAGCACACUUCAAUGUUGUAGAAGCAAAUAUGCGAUAUCGAAGACAAGAGGUUACGAAUGAAUUAAAGCCGGGUGAAGUCGUAAUGUCAGUAACGAGUUUUCCCAGAUUGGGCUGUCCAGAUUCCACUGAUCCCCCCGCAAAGCCAACUCCUGACUCUGGAGCUUCGAGAAGCCUAUUUUUCCCAGACGAGGCGAUAUUCCCAGGUCAUCCUAGAUUCAAAACAUUAACCAGGAAUAUACGGCAACGCAGGGGUGAAAAAGUUGCGAUAAACCUCCCUAUUUUCAGAGAUGAGAAUGUAGCCGAGCCCUUCAGAGAGGAUCUGAAAGCAUUGGGCGAUGAUGGCAGCAGCGAGAGUGCAGCCAAAGAUAAUCAUAUUUAUAUGGAUGCGAUGGGAUUUGGCAUGGGCUGCUGUUGUCUGCAGCUCACAUUCCAGGCUUGCAAUAUCGAGGAAGCGCGGACACUCUAUGAUCAGCUCGCGCCACUUUGUCCAAUCAUGUUGGCACUCACCGCAGCCAGCCCAAUACAUCGCGGAUAUUUGACGGACGUUGAUUGCCGAUGGAAUAUUAUUUCCUGUUCCGUUGAUUGUAGAACCCAGGAAGAGCGCGGAUUGAAGCCUCUGAAGGAGAACAAAUUCCGGAUCACUAAAUCACGUUAUGAUUCCAUUGAUUCCUAUUUGAGUACUCAAGGGGACAAGUACAAUGAUGUACCAUUGACGUACGAUGAUGAUAUCUACAAUCAGUUGUUGGAGAAUGGUAUCGAUCGACUUCUGGCACAGCACGUGGCGCAUCUUUUCAUUAGAGAUUCUGUGUCACUUUUCUCCGAGAAAGUUCAUCAGAACGAUGAAGAAGACACUGAUCAUUUUGAAAAUAUCCAAUCGACGAAUUGGCAGACAAUGAGAUUCAAGCCUCCACCGCCCAACUCGCCAAUUGGCUGGCGAGUUGAAUUUCGUCCCUGUGAAGUUCAAAUAACAGACUUUGAGAAUGCGGCAAUUGUCUGUUUUGUCGUGCUUCUGUCCAGGGUCAUACUCAGUUAUAAUUUGAACCUAUUAAUUCCAAUUAGCAAAGUCGACGAGAAUAUGGCUAAAGCGCAGAGACGCGAUGCCGUUAGAACUGAGAAAUUUUGGUUCAGAAAAGACAUCAUGUCUGAAGUCAAGGACGAUCAGAAGUUGGAAGACGAAUAUGCUGAGUUUACUAUCAACGAAAUUAUCAAUGGCAAGGAAGGAGUAUUCGUGGGCCUCAUUCCGCUGGUAAAUUCAUAUCUUGCAAGUAUGAAUGUCGAUGCUGAUACGCAUUGUACAGUUCAACGAUAUUUGAAGCUCAUACAGAGAAGAGCUUCUGGUGAACUCUUAACCACUGCGGCUUGGCUGAGGAAACAAGUGGAAUCCCAUCCAGAAUAUAAGAAAGAUGCAGUGGUGUCUCCCCGCAUCAACUAUGACCUACUAAAAAGGGUUUACGAAAUCCAAACAAAUGAAAAACCGUGCCCCGAAUUACUAGGACCAUGCACAAAGUCGAGAACAACAGAGAAAAUACCAGCUGCUAUUGCAAAAGCUGAGAAAUGUUGACCGAGGAUUAAAUCAGUUAUUAAAUUAAUGUUGUUCAAUAGAUUUAAAGGAUAAAAUGUGUUUUCUGUGAUUGCAUUUAGUGAAAAUAAUUAUUGUUUCCAUGUGUACUACUACACAUAUGAUAUUAAUCAAUAUAAAAACAUUUUUAUGUGCAAACACUAUUUAUAUUAUGAUUGGCUAGAUUAAAGUAUCAAAAAAUUUUCAUUUA